AGAUGUAUGUCAAAUCCGACAACUCAUAUAGUGAAUUAAUUUACUCACUAUACUAACUCCUAACUCCUACUUGACCUACAUUUCUAUUUCCCCGGCGAAGCUAUUCGAUCUCGAUCUCAAUUUCCAAUCCACAGAUCACAAUGCUAACUCGUAAACGACUCGUCGUUUCUCUCUCUCUCGCCACUCUCCUUCUCUUCUCAUCCCUCUCUCUCUCUCUCUGCGAUAAAACCCCCCCUCAAAACGACAACAAAAAAAACAACAACGACGACGACGAAGAUCUCAGCUUCCUCGAGGAAUCCGAUGACGCUGCCACCACUUCUCACCAAGGCCAUUUUCCAGAUCCCGACGAGUUCGACGAGGACGACGGCGACGACGAGGACGACUUCGGCGACUUCGCUGGCUUCGACCACUCGUCGGAGGAGGCGUUCAAGGAGCCCGAGGUGGACGACAAGGACGUCGUCGUUUUGAAGGAGCGCAACUUCACCACCGUCGUCGAGAACAACCGCUUCGUCAUGGUCGAGUUCUACGCGCCCUGGUGCGGCCACUGCCAGGCCCUCGCGCCGGAGUACGCCGCCGCCGCCACCGAGCUCAAGCCCGACGGCGUCGUUCUCGCCAAGGUCGACGCCACCGUCGAAAACGAAUUGGCGAACGAGUACGACGUUCAGGGUUUCCCCACCGUCUUCUUCUUCGUCGAUGGGGUCCACAAACCCUACACUGGCCAAAGAACCAAAGACGCUAUAGUGACAUGGAUUAAGAAGAAGAUAGGACCUGGUGUGUCCAACAUUACUACGGUGGAAGAAGCUGAACGUGUAUUGACCGCGGGAAGCAAAGUUGUUUUGGGCUUCCUUAACUCUUUGGUUGGUGCAGAGAGUGACGAACUGGCUGCAGCAUCAAAGCUUGAGGAUGAUGUCAAUUUUUAUCAAACUGUGGUAGCUGAUGUGGCGAAGCUUUUCCAUAUUGAUGCAAGUGUUAAACGCCCUGCUUUGAUCUUGCUCAAGAAAGAGGAGGAGAAAUUGAACCAUUUUGAUGGCCAAUUUGUAAAAGCUGAAAUAGCUGAUUUUGUAACCUCCAACAAGCUUCCUUUGGUUACAACUUUUACUAGAGAAAGUGCCCCGGUAAUCUUUGAAAGUCAAAUCAAGAAACAAUUGUUGCUGUUUGUGACUUCAAAUGAUACAGAGAAGUUUGUUCCAGUAUUUAAAGAAGCAGCAAAAAUUUUCAAGGGGAAGCUGAUCUUUGUUCAUGUGGAAUCGGAUAAUGAAGAUGUAGGAAAGCCUGUUGCAGAUUAUUUUGGUAUCGCAGGGAAUGGUCCCAAAGUACUUGCAUUCACAGGAAAUGAUGAUGGAAGAAAAUUUUUGCUUGAUGGAGAGGUGACUAUUGACACAAUUACGGCGUUUGGGAAUGAUUUCCUUGAAGACAAGCUAAAACCUUUCCUCAAGUCAGAUCCAGUUCCUGAAAGCAAUGAUGGUGAUGUGAAAAUAGUUGUUGGUAAUAACUUUGAUGAAAUUGUCUUGGAUGAGUCAAAGGAUGUUCUGCUUGAGAUUUAUGCUCCCUGGUGUGGCCACUGCCAAGCUCUGGAACCAACAUACAACAAGCUUGCUAAACAUCUUCGCAGCAUUGAGUCUAUUGUUAUAGCCAAGAUGGACGGAACAACAAAUGAGCAUCCCAGGGCCAAAUCUGAUGGAUUCCCCACUCUUCUCUUCUUCCCAGCAGGAAACAAGAGUUCUGACCCUAUUCCUGUUGAUGUGGACCGUACAGUGAAAGACUUUUAUAAGUUCCUCAGGAAACAUGCAUCAAUCCCAUUCCAGCUCCAGAAACCAGCCUCAACUACUAAAACCGCCAGUGAGAGUUCUGAUGUCAAGGAGAGCCAAAGCAGCACCACCGAAGUGAAGGAUGAAUUAUGAGAGAUAAAGGAUAUUUCUAUUUAUAAAGAUAUAUGAUUCAGACAGAUGAUAACCGAGUGAAAAGGUGCUUAGCAAAGAAAGUGACACAACGAUUGGGUGAGAAAGCCGUCUAUUUUUCCUCACCCUUCCAAAAGACAACUAGCCAAGUAGAGAGAGGGUAGUGAAAAAAUGAGGUAACCUGUGUAUUAGUUUCUUCAACUUUUACAUGUUUGAGUAUUAGAAUUUUGGUUGAGACUUUAAUUUUAAAAAUGGCUCGAAAUUUUAUUUUAUCUGCAGUCAAUUUUAUUUUCGGUGUCAGAUUAUUUGGUUAUUUUUGCCCUUAGUAGGUUAAGCUAGUUGAUAAAAAAAUUGAACUUUCAUUAAAGAAUGGGUUUGACAUGCAA
This is a messenger RNA of Glycine soja, 2284 nucleotides long. RefSeq names its product protein disulfide isomerase-like 1-4. Gene Ontology annotation, biological process: protein folding; response to endoplasmic reticulum stress. The record is from RefSeq and is a predicted model, not a curated record. Gene Ontology annotation, cellular component: endoplasmic reticulum. The coding region runs from base 141 to 1901 and encodes 586 amino acids. NCBI's taxonomy places the organism in Eukaryota, Viridiplantae, Streptophyta, Magnoliopsida, Fabales, Fabaceae. Gene Ontology annotation, molecular function: protein disulfide isomerase activity. The transcript is spliced from 12 exons.